AUGCGCGCUUCACUCACUUUACUCCUUUCUGCCGUCACAGCAACCGGCGUACUUGGUGCAGAGGCUCCCAUCCCCGGGUACGGCGUCGAGGUGCUCCAAUGGGAUAUUGAAGUUGCCGUCGGCAGGACCGAGGUGCUGAACGGCACCGUUCAAGAGGUCUAUGCGCAAGCUCUCCAAAUCAACCCCAAGUUUACCUUGACCAUUGCCGCCGAGGCGAGGGAUGUGCAUCAGAAGCAGAAGCGUUCCUCUGUGCAGUGCGGCAACUGGCCGCUUGCCGAUAAAGGCCGCAUACAGCAGGGCAUAAACUACCUUCGUGGCGCGCCGGCGGCUCCUCGCAAUGGGCCUGGUCCUGGAAACUGUGGUCGCGUGAGCUGCUCGUAUAAUUCCGCCAUUUGGUGGUGCAACGAUGUGAGUACAAGCUUCAUUGACCCCUACAUUCUAUCCGAGACGUGA
Metarhizium brunneum ARSEF 3297 is the source of this 453-nucleotide messenger RNA. RefSeq lists its product as uncharacterized. NCBI's taxonomy places the organism in Eukaryota, Fungi, Ascomycota, Sordariomycetes, Hypocreales, Clavicipitaceae. The record is from RefSeq and is a predicted model, not a curated record.